Messenger RNA from Peronospora farinosa, 957 nucleotides. The record is from the annotation of a GenBank genome assembly. NCBI's taxonomy places the organism in Eukaryota, Oomycota, Peronosporomycetes, Peronosporales, Peronosporaceae.
AUGUGCUAUCAAUUGUGGUUGCUAACGUCGUUAGCGGUGAUCCCUGCACUGGUCUUCGCAAUUGACAACACAGUUUAUUCCGGUCACAGUACACCGUACACCCUUGGGGUGUUCUCAGCUGGUACAUGUAGCUUUAUGUACGAUCCCGCGGUCGGCGACUACUAUGCUGCGAUUAAUAGUGAACAGUGGGCCUCCACACACAACUGUGGCCGAUGCGCCCAAGUUUCGAGCGGUGAUACAACUAUCGCCACCACGGUUUACAUCGUAGACGAGUGUUUGGAGUGCGAGAUGGAGGAUCUCGGUCUGUCUUCAACAGUCUUGCAGCGUUUAAACGGCGACUCACACAGAAACAACAUCAAAUGGCAGUUCAUCGACUGCCCCGUGCGUGGCAACAUUGAGUACUGUGUUAACAGUCUCAGCAACAGUUCGUGGCUUGCUGUGCAACCAGCUAAUUUCAUCACUGGAGUAGCAAAAAUGAGAAUUAACAACCAAGACGUGACCAUGCUAGACUCGGGCUACUACUUCCUGCUAAAGGGCGGAUCGAACGUCGAUAUGUCGGCAGUAGUCAUCGAGCUCAUUUCGAUCUCAGGUGAAGUUAUCACGGACAAGUUGUCACUUACCGCCGGUAAGUGUACCGCUGGCACCUCAAACUUUAGACACACUGCUCUAAACAGCAACAACUUCGACACUUUCACAUUGGACAGUAACUAUAAGCCAGGGCACGUAGGUCCAGCGGAUGACACGAUGCAUGUUAACACGAUGGCCGCGGCAUCUUCGUCAGAUCAAGCUUUACUAGUUGCUCCCGUGGUAUUGGCUGCUUUGGGUAGCAUCGUCGCGGGUGCCAUUGCCUAUGCGACCAAGAGGAAUAAUUCGGCUGAAGAACGUCGUUCCUUCACUAGCCCCAUCAGUACCUCCAGCUCUCCUGCAAUGCUCCGAAGCUCCAUUGCUAAGAUGUAA